AUGGCCUCAAAUACUAGCAAUAGCGCUAAUAAUUACCAACCCACCCCGCAAGAUGUCCUAUCAGUCAAAAAAUGUUUUCUCAAAGUGGUCCCAAUUGAACUAGUCGACCAGAUCAUCAGUUAUGCCGAGUAUUGGCCCCACAAUACCAUCGAGCUUGCGGAGGGGAUUAUAGCCCGAAAUAACGGGGAGGAACUGUGUUUACAGAGCCAGCCACUGCCGGGAAGAUUUAUUCCAGAGGGCGAGACAGAAGGGGUAGAUAUUGGUGGUGUUUGUGUGAGGACUCUCACACCGGCGAGGAAGGUGGUUUUCAGGAUUUUGAGCCAUGAUCAAGGAUGGAGCUCGAGUCCCAAUAAUUCUAGGGACAUCUACGAAGCAUCCUUUACCUGGUUCGAGGCGUUUGUGGAGCGUCCAGUCACUAUUUCAGCAGCUAGGGGAGCAACGCCACUGACAAACUCCAUCAACAUCAAGGACAGGGACGUAUUGUCCGCGCGUCAAUCCGAACUUGGGUGGAAAACUGUUCCUAUAUCUAAGGGAAAUACAGAAGAAACAUGCGAGAGAUGCCAUAUUCAAUGUAACGUUCGGGCUAGCUCCGAAACGAAGAUGCAUAAAGUUGUGUGGAGUUGGAAUGAUCGCCCCGGGUCACAGCUUGCGGGUGGUUCGGGAUAUGGAGGUGAUUUCGUCAGGAGCAUGAAGGCGGGAGACAGAGUAUCGGUUGUGGCGAGAGCUAUGUAUCCGGGUUGGGCGAAUCAUGUACAGAAGAUGGAGAUGGACAUUUAUUACGUUGUUUAG
Molecule: messenger RNA, 789 nt
Organism: Morchella importuna
Lineage: Eukaryota; Fungi; Ascomycota; Pezizomycetes; Pezizales; Morchellaceae
Exons: 3
Coding region: 1-789 (262 amino acids)
Source: RefSeq, a predicted model, not a curated record